Messenger RNA from Drosophila persimilis, 1315 nucleotides. Its product is annotated as actin-5C. Bases 66 to 1196 code for a protein of 376 amino acids. Gene Ontology annotation, biological process: mitotic cytokinesis. NCBI's taxonomy places the organism in Eukaryota, Metazoa, Arthropoda, Insecta, Diptera, Drosophilidae. The transcript has a single exon. The record is from RefSeq and is a predicted model, not a curated record.
AAUCAAAAGCAAUAGCCUUAUAAAAUUCUCUCUAAAUUCUCCAAUUAAAAGUUCGUCAAGUCAAGAUGUCGGACGAAGAGGUGGUCGCUCUGGUGAUCGACAAUGGUUCGGGGAUGUGCAAGGCCGGAUUUGCUGGCGACGAUGCCCCACGAGCCGUCUUCCCGUCGAUUGUCGGUCGUCCCCGCCAUCAGGGCGUGAUGGUGGGCAUGGGACAGAAGGACUCGUAUGUCGGGGACGAGGCACAGAGCAAGCGCGGCAUCCUCACACUCAAGUAUCCCAUCGAGCAUGGGAUCGUGACAAAUUGGGACGACAUGGAAAAGAUCUGGCAUCACACGUUCUACAACGAGCUGCGAGUGGCCCCCGAGGAGCACCCCGUGCUCCUGACUGAAGCCCCAUUGAAUCCCAAGGCGAAUCGCGAGAAGAUGACCCAAAUAAUGUUCGAGACAUUCAACACACCGGCCAUGUAUGUAGCCAUUCAGGCGGUGCUCUCGCUGUACGCUUCUGGGCGUACCACCGGCAUCGUCCUGGACUCGGGAGACGGGGUCUCGCACACUGUCCCGAUCUACGAGGGGUAUGCCUUGCCCCAUGCCGUCCUGCGUUUGGAUCUGGCCGGACGCGACCUCACCGAAUACCUCAUGAAGAUCUUGACCGAACGGGGCUACUCUUUUACGACCACCGCUGAGCGCGAAAUAGUGCGAGACAUCAAGGAGAAGCUCUGCUACGUUGCCCUGGACUUUGAGCAGGAGAUGGCUACGGCUGCCUCCAGCUCGUCGCUGGAAACGUCCUACGAACUGCCCGACGGGCAGGUCAUAACCAUCGGGAACGAGCGCUUCCGCUGUGCGGAGACCCUCUUCCAACCGUCGUUUCUCGGAAUGGAGGCCUGCGGCGUCCACGAGACGACCUAUAACUCCAUCAUGAAGUGUGAUGUGGACAUACGCAAGGAUCUCUACGGGAACAUAGUGCUUUCUGGCGGCACUACAAUGUAUCCGGGCAUAGCCGAUCGCAUGCAGAAGGAGAUCACGGCUCUAGCUCCCUCGACAAUGAAAAUCAAGAUCAUUGCACCGCCAGAGCGGAAGUAUUCCGUGUGGAUUGGGGGUUCCAUUUUGGCUUCACUCUCCACCUUCCAACAGAUGUGGAUAUCGAAGACAGAGUACGAUGAGUCUGGGCCAUCCAUUGUGCACCGCAAAUGCUUCUAAAAGACACCAAAGAAGAUGCACUUUUAUUCACAUCAGAUCAAAAUUGAUUUCGGCAUAACGUUAGAUACCUCGUCUUGUAGGUCACAUAAAAAUGAAAUAUAUAGACUAUUCCAGAAAAA